AUGGCCAACGAGUUGAAGGCCCUCAGCGGUGUACCUAAUCUAAAAGGAAAGAUUGCCGUUGUGACGGGCGGCAACAGCGAUAUUGGUCGCGAAAUAGCAAGGCUUCUCGCCCAGAAGAGCGCAAAAGUCUACAUCACCACACGCUCUGAAACAACAGCCAUCAAGUCACGCAAUCAAAUCUUGGACGCCCAUCCCGAAAUCGACCCCGAGAAUCUGCAGUGGAUGACAAUGGAUGUCACCGACAUGCGUAGUGUAACUUCGACAGCGGAAAUGCUCAAGGAGAAGGAGCGCAAAGUCGACAUACUGAUUCACACCGCUGCCGCAGGAACAACUUCCACGGAACUGGUUGGCCCGGGAUGGGAGGUCCAUAUGGCUACCAAUUUCAUCGGCCCCUUCCUCUUCACAAAUCGCAUGCUCCCGCUACUCAAGAACGCCCUCCAGGAUGAAGGCGCCGACGUCCGAGUGAUCACAGUGAGCUCAAGUGCCCAAACCGCAUUGGUCCCUGGAAAGUUCCCGUUCAACUUUAAUUCUCCCGAUUGCUUCCAUAAUCCAGUUCCCUCGCCGCCAUGGCAAUGGCGCUAUUUCGGCCGCUUCAUAUUCGGCUUUGACACGAUCCGCUACGGCGUAUCCAAAGCUGCCAAUGUCAUCUUUGCCCAGGAGCUGCAAAGAAGAAUGGAUGAACAGAAGCUGCCGAUUCUAUCCAUGGCAGUACAUCCCGGCGAAGUUGCCACUGAGGGCGUGUUCUCAAUCAAUCCUAGCCUAAUCAAGACGAUUGCGCGUUGGACAUUCAUCUCCCCAGAGCAGGGCGCUGCGACGCCCGUCUUUGCAGCAGUCUCGAAGGAGAUUCGCCAGGAUGCCUCCAAAUACAAGGGCAAGUUUGUGUUCCCUGGUGGGAAGAUCGGAGACCCGAACCCAGUCGCUUCGGAUAAGGAGCAAACUACUGGAUUAUGGCGCAACGCCAAUGAGGAAGUGAAUUCGCAGCUUCGCGCUCAAGGACUCCCUGGUCUUCAACCAUGGUAA
Molecule: messenger RNA, 1020 nt
Organism: Colletotrichum paranaense
Lineage: Eukaryota; Fungi; Ascomycota; Sordariomycetes; Glomerellales; Glomerellaceae
Product: short-chain dehydrogenase/reductase family Oxidoreductase
Exons: 4
Coding region: 1-1020 (339 amino acids)
Source: RefSeq, a predicted model, not a curated record